UUUAAUUAAAAGAUUCUCCCUGCAGCUCUCAAAACCACCAAACCUAACAGAAGCCGAUAAAAUAACCGCAAGUGGCUCUCCUCAAUUCUACCAUAUAAAAUCAUUCACAACCAUUCAUAUUUUCCUUAUACCACUUCUUCUCUUCUUCACACUUCUUACUGUCUCAUUCCAACACUCUCACUUCCGUCACCCAUGGCUUCUCUCUCAUGCUCCUCCGACCUCGCUACACUCAUCAACCACACCGCCGCCGCCAACUACCUCUGUAACCAAUUCGAUUCCAUUUCCAGAAAGCUCAACGAUGCCACCUACGCCGUCGAUAACACCUACCUUCUUUUCUCCGCCUAUUUGGUAUUCGCCAUGCAGCUGGGUUUCGCCAUGCUCUGCGCUGGAUCCGUCCGAGCAAAGAACACCAUGAACAUCAUGCUCACCAACGUCCUCGACGCCGCCGCAGGAGGCCUCUCCUACUACCUCUUCGGCUUCGCUUUUGCCUUCGGCGCCCCUUCUAACGGUUUCAUCGGCCGCCACUUCUUCGGCCUUAGAGACUACCCCACCCCCUCCACCGACUACAGCUUCUUCCUCUACCAGUGGGCCUUCGCCAUCGCCGCCGCUGGAAUCACCAGCGGCUCCAUCGCGGAGAGAACGCAAUUCGUUGCUUACCUCAUUUACUCUUCUUUUCUAACCGGGUUCGUUUACCCCAUCGUUUCGCAUUGGUUCUGGUCGGGGGACGGUUGGGCCAGCGCCACAAGAGUCGACGGGAACGUCUUGUUCGGGUCCGGGGUCAUCGACUUUGCUGGCUCCGGAGUGGUUCAUAUGGUUGGUGGCAUAGCGGGGCUGUGGGGGGCUUUAAUUGAAGGCCCGAGAAUCGGGCGGUUCGACAGGACGGGCCGGUCCGUUGCACUGCGCGGCCACAGCGCGUCUUUGGUUGUGUUAGGCUCGUUUCUAUUAUGGUUCGGGUGGUACGGGUUCAAUCCCGGUUCCUUUUUUACUAUAGCGAAGGGAUAUGCGGGCUUGGGUUAUUAUGGUCAAUGGAGUGCCAUAGGGAGGACAGCUGUCACGACGACAUUGGCCGGGAGCACAGCGGCUCUGACAACGCUUUUCAGCAAGCGGUUAUUGGUGGGCCACUGGAACGUGAUCGACGUGUGUAAUGGACUACUUGGCGGGUUCGCUGCCAUCACCUCAGGCUGUGCGGUUGUGGAGCCGUGGGCCGCGAUAGUGUGUGGGUUUGUGGCCGCCUGGGUUUUGAUUGGGCUAAACAAGCUGGCAGCGAAAGUGGAGUACGAUGACCCUUUGGAGGCGGCGCAGCUUCACGGCGGGUGUGGCGCCUGGGGGGUGUUGUUCACGGGGCUGUUCGCGAAGAGGGAGUACGUGGAAGAGAUUUAUGGAAUUGGGAGGCCGUGCGGGGCGUUGAUGGGGGGCGGCGGGAAGUUGCUGGCGGCGCAGUUGAUUCAAAUAGUGGUGGUGUGUGGGUGGGUUACGGCGACGAUGGGGCCAUUGUUCUACGGGCUUCAUAAGUUGAAUCUGUUGAGGAUAUCGAGGGACGAUGAAACUGCAGGGAUGGAUUUGACGAGGCAUGGAGGGUUUGCUUAUGCGUACCAUGACGAUGAAGAUGGUUCUAGCAGAGGCGUAGGAUUGAUGAUGCGUAAAAUAGAACCUGAUAGUACUUCUCCCUCUCCCCCCGCUCCACCUCUAUCAAUAUCUUCUCUUUAGUCGACUAAAUGUCUUUUUCAACUAAAUCGUUUCUCGGCCAAACUUGGCAAUAGAAUAUUGCCUCUCUCUCUCUCUCUCAUCUUGGAUUAAAAUGUUACUGUAAAAAAUCUAUAUUAAAAUAUU
This is a messenger RNA of Vigna radiata var. radiata (mung bean), 1830 nucleotides long. Its product is annotated as ammonium transporter 1 member 2. Lineage: Eukaryota; Viridiplantae; Streptophyta; Magnoliopsida; Fabales; Fabaceae. The transcript has a single exon. The record is from RefSeq and is a predicted model, not a curated record. Gene Ontology annotation, molecular function: ammonium channel activity. Gene Ontology annotation, biological process: ammonium transmembrane transport; ammonium homeostasis. Gene Ontology annotation, cellular component: membrane. Bases 193 to 1707 code for a protein of 504 amino acids.